AGAUGAAUGUGUCUCCUCGCUCUUUAUAGGACGUGAUGGCAGUCAGCGGUGCGCCUGAAACUCCUCUGCCUUACCCCAUCAUUGCUGAUGACAAGAGAGCGCUGUCCAUCCAGCUGGGCAUGCUAGACCCCGAUGAGAGAGACAAGGAUAAUAUGCCCCUCACCGCUCGCUGUGUCUUUGUGAUUGGCCCAGACAAGAAGCUGAAGCUGUCCAUCCUCUACCCCGCCACCACAGGGAGGAACUUUGACGAGCUGCUCAGAGUUAUCGACUCUCUGCAGCUCACGGCACAGAAGAAGGUCGCCACACCUGUCGACUGGAAGGCUGGUGACAAAGCCAUGGUCAUUCCUUCGCUCUCUGAUGCUGAAGCUGCUGAGCUCUUCCCCAACGGUGUGACCACUCAAGAGGUGCCUUCAAAGAAAACAUACUUGCGCUUCACCCAGCCCUGAAGAUACACUUCAGACCGCAUCUUUCUCUAGUUUGCUGCUCUUUGACAAACCUAAAUCCGUGGAUGAUAAUUCACAUUUAGAGCCGACCAAAACAUAGCUGCACUUACCUGGUUUGGUGACUUGUGUCAUGCAGUAAACCAGGAGUAUGUAUAGUGUCAAUGUACAGUGCCUUGUUUCCUUUCAAUAAACACACUUUUCACACA
Molecule: messenger RNA, 649 nt
Organism: Plectropomus leopardus (leopard coralgrouper)
Lineage: Eukaryota; Metazoa; Chordata; Actinopteri; Perciformes; Serranidae
Source: RefSeq, a predicted model, not a curated record